CAGCCAAUCAGCGCGGACGUGGCCAGGCGUCACAUGACAGUGAACGUUAUUAGGGGCGUCCUGUGAUUGCUGAUAUUUAAUAACCAUGCCUACCACCCAGCAGUCACCCCAAGAUGAGCAGGAGAAACUGUUGGACGAGGCUGUUCAGGCAGUCAAAGUCCAGUCGUUUCAGAUGAAACGCUGCCUGGACAAGAACAAACUGAUGGAUGCACUGAAACAUGCCUCGAAUAUGUUGGGGGAGCUGAGGACUUCUAUGCUGUCUCCUAAGAGCUACUAUGAACUUUACAUGGCCAUUUCGGAUGAGCUGCACUACCUGGAGGUCUACCUGACCGAUGAGUUUGCCAAAGGGCGCAAGGUGGCCGACUUGUAUGAGCUUGUUCAAUAUGCUGGGAACAUCAUCCCUAGACUGUACUUGUUGAUAACGGUGGGAGUCGUCUAUGUGCGCUCUUUCCCUCAAUCGCGGAAGGACAUCUUGAAGGACCUCGUGGAGAUGUGCCGUGGGGUGCAGCACCCACUCCGAGGCUUGUUCCUCAGGAACUAUCUGCUGCAAUGCACCAGGAACAUCCUGCCUGAUGAUGGGGAACAAGCAGAGGGGGAGAUGACUGGAGACAUCAAUGACUCAAUCGACUUUGUCCUGCUGAACUUUGCUGAGAUGAAUAAGCUGUGGGUGCGGAUGCAGCACCAGGGCCACAGCCGGGACCGGGAGAAGAGGGAGAAGGAGAGGCAGGAGCUGCGUAUUCUCGUGGGGACCAACCUGGUUCGCCUCAGCCAGCUGGAGGGCGUCAACGUGGAGAAGUACAAACAGAUUGUUCUGCCUGGAGUUUUGGAGCAGGUGGUGAACUGCAGAGAUUCCCUGGCGCAGGAGUACCUCAUGGAGUGCAUCAUACAGGUCUUCCCAGAUGAGUUUCACCUUCAGACGCUGAACCCGUUCCUGCGCGCCUGUGCCGAGCUGCACCAGAACGUCAACGUGAAGAACAUCAUCAUCGCCCUGAUUGACAGGUUGGCCUUGUUUGCCCACAGAGAAGAUGGACCUGGAAUCCCUGCUGAAAUCAAACUGUUUGACAUUUUCUCACAGCAGGUUGCUACGGUUAUUCAGUCCCGUCAGGACAUGCCUUCGGAGGACGUCGUCUCGUUGCAGGUGUCUCUCAUUAACCUGGCUAUGAAGUGCUACCCUGAGCGUGUGGACUAUGUGGACAAGGUUCUGGAGAGCACUGUGGAGAUCUUCAACAAGCUCAACCUGGAGCACAUCGCGACCAGCAGCGCCGUCUCUAAGGAGCUGACCAGGCUAUUGAAAAUUCCUGUGGACACCUACAAUAACAUCCUGACUGUGCUGCAGCUCAAACAUUUCCCACCCCUCUUUGAGUAUUUCGAUUACGAGUCACGCAAGAGCAUGAGCUGCUACGUCCUCAGCAACACCCUGGACUACAACACCACGAUUGUGGCACAGGAGCAGGUGGAUGCUAUCCUGAACCUGGUAUCCACGCUGAUCCAGGACCAGCCGGACCAGCCGGCAGAAGAUCCAGACCCAGAGGACUUUGCAGAGGAGCAGAGUCUGGUGGGCCGAUUCAUCCACCUGCUACACUCGGAGGACCCCGACCAGCAGUACCUGAUUUUAAACACAGCCAGGAAGCAUUUCGGAGCUGGGGGUAAUCAGAGGAUCCGCUACACGCUGCCGCCGCUCGUGUUCGCCGCCUAUCAGCUGGCCUUCCGUUACAAAGAGAACUCUUCCUCAGAUGAUAAAUGGGAGAAGAAGUGCCAGAAGAUCUUCUCUUUCGCCCACCAGACCAUCAGUGCGCUGAUAAAGGCAGAGCUGGCCGAGCUGCCCCUGAGACUCUUUCUCCAGGGGGCACUAGCAGCCGGAGAGAUCGGCUUCGAGAACCAUGAAACCGUGGCCUAUGAGUUCAUGUCUCAGGCUUUCUCUCUGUACGAGGAUGAGAUCAGUGACUCUAAAGCCCAGCUGGCUGCUAUUACCCUCAUCAUCGGCACGUUCGAGCGCAUGCGCUGCUUCAGUGAGGAGAACCACGAGCCCCUUCGCACUCAGUGCGCUCUAGCCGCCUCCAAAUUGCUGAAGAAGCCUGACCAGUGCCGUGCCGUCAGCAUCUGCGCACACCUCUUCUGGUCUGGCCGAAACACAGACAAAAAUGGAGAGGAGAUCCGUGAUGGGAAGCGCGUGAUGGAAUGUUUGAAGAAGGCCCUGAAGAUCGCUAACCAGUGCAUGGACCCAUCCCUGCAAGUGCAGCUGUUCAUCGAGAUCCUCAACCGAUACGUCUGUUUCUACGAGCGAGAGAACGACGCGGUCACCGUUCAGGUUCUGAACCAGCUGAUCCAGAAGAUUCGUGAGGACCUGCCCAACCUGGAGGCCAGUGAGGAGACAGAGCAGAUCAACAAGCACUUCCACAACACACUGGAGCACCUGCGUCUGCAGAGAGAGUCGCCGGAGUCUGAGGGUCCUGCAUAUGAGGGCCUCGUGCUGUAGGGUCUACACAGACACCAGUACAUACAUCUACAUUUGUUUGUGUAUACACACGUAUAGAGAGAUAUAGUAUGUAUAUACACCCACACAUGCACACCAGGGUUUUCUAACCUGGGGAAACUAAAGCCAACCCAACCUGCCAUCUCUCUGUCCAUCGUCUCUCUCUCUCUCUCUCUCUCUCUCUCUCUCUCUCUCUCUCUCUCUCUCUCUCUCUCUCUCUCUCUCUCGCUCUCUCGCUCUCUCGCUCUCUCGCUCUAGCUCUCUCUCUCUCUCUCGCGCGCACGCUCUCUCUCGUGCGCUUUUGCUCUCUCUCUCUCUCUCUCUUGCGCACGCUCUCGCGUUCUCUUGUGCGCUCGCUCUCUCUCUCUCUCUCGCUCUCUCUCUCUCUCGCUCUCUCUCUCUCUCUCUCUCUCUCUCUCGCUCUCUCUCUCUCUCUCUCUCUGUGUAUUUUCUCCGCUCUUUCUCUCUCUCUUAGCUUCUGAGGCUUUGUAUAUUCUUGCGAGUACAUGAUGUAGACUUUGCCCUGCACUUACUUCCUUCAUCAUUUCAGCACGUCGCUGUCUCCUAAGGUAGUCAUGCGGGGCCAGACGUGAUCUUGUAAAGAGAACAUCUUCGGACAGCUAUGAGACGUUUUGGAUUAAGUGUGAGGGAGAGUAGAUUUUUUUAGCGUGGGCGCAAACUGAGUGAAUUUCUGAACAAGUCCCGUGCUUUGUGAAGGCAGAGCUCGGCGAUGGGGUCCAUGGUGCGCUCAUCAACAUUGUACAACGGACAUCACGCCUGUUUUUAGCCCAUGGAUGCAACAUAAGUUAGUAUGGCUGAAAAGGCCUCCAAAAGCUCCACGUUGCCUCCACGAUUCACUGUUUUUUCAUGUAUAAGUCGUACUUCGUAUGUGAGGAGCUUAAACUAGAGAAACGUGAGGUGGAUUUUAGAGGAUGUGCGUCCUUGUUCACGGUGCAGCCCAGCACCAAUUGUUUGUCUUGUCCCCAGAUGUGUGUUCCCCUUACAAGUUCACACCUGGCCCCACAGAAUUACAUCGGAGAAAGAAAAGGGGCAGAGUAGACAAAGCAGGUGCAGAUAAACCCAGAGAAGAUGCAGAGGAACCCAGUGCUUUAUUUGCUUCAUUUGAGCCGUGCAUCACUGUGUGGAGCCUCAUCGUUAGCCUGCGAUGUGACACGUUCUUUCAGCAUUCGUCACAGGCGUGUGAUCAGACGCUUAAGAGACUUGCAUCUGUUUGUAUUUUCAUUCCUCCUCUUUCCCCGUCACUUUUUUUUUUUUUUCCUUUUUCUCCGUUUAUUUCUGCAGCAGAAAUGCUGGAAUAAUAUGGCAAAUGAUGUGUGUUAAAUGAUAAAAUGGUGUUUUUCAAACACUGGUGCACGUGCAGUGGAGGCAGAUGUGAGCAUGUAUGGAUGAAGAAUGGCAACCAAUCCUAAAAAAAAAGAAGUCCUGAAGAAAUGGCCUCAUCUUUUCAGCCACCCUGUGCAUCUCGUUACUCUUGUAACUUUGUUUUUUUAAUCAUGACCCCCCCCCCCCCCCCCUUUCUGUCCACAUAUAUUGUAUGUAUAAUCUAAUUGUAAAUCAGCUAAAACAGAAUAAGUAUCAUUGAUUUCAUGACAUUUGCACAAAUAAACAAGAUAUUAACCCCA
This is a messenger RNA of Pygocentrus nattereri (red-bellied piranha), 4116 nucleotides long. RefSeq names its product VPS35 retromer complex component (gene vps35). The record is from RefSeq and is a predicted model, not a curated record. NCBI's taxonomy places the organism in Eukaryota, Metazoa, Chordata, Actinopteri, Characiformes, Serrasalmidae. The transcript is spliced from 17 exons. Gene Ontology annotation, cellular component: late endosome; retromer, cargo-selective complex; retromer complex. Gene Ontology annotation, biological process: intracellular protein transport; retrograde transport, endosome to Golgi. The coding region runs from base 86 to 2476 and encodes 796 amino acids.